Molecule: messenger RNA, 1809 nt
Organism: Zingiber officinale
Lineage: Eukaryota; Viridiplantae; Streptophyta; Magnoliopsida; Zingiberales; Zingiberaceae
Product: aldehyde dehydrogenase family 2 member C4-like
Exons: 12
Coding region: 1-1656 (551 amino acids)
Molecular function (GO): aldehyde dehydrogenase (NAD+) activity
Source: RefSeq, a predicted model, not a curated record
AUGGGAUUGAGAGUUUGUGUGACGAACGAAGAAUAUGUUCGUGUGGAUACCGUAGAGGCGUGGACACUUGAUCGCGUUGAGAUCUGCAUCCAAAGAAAGGACUUGUCCAAGCCGACAUGCACUCUCCUUCCCACACUAGCUGCUCUGCAAGGCCCUUGUGCUUCAGGGAAUACAAUGGGCAGUGAACUCAAGAAGCCAGAGAUAAAGUUUACCAAGCUCUUCAUCAAUGGCGACUUCGUCGAUGCCGUCUCAGGGAGGAAGUUUGAGACGAUCGAUCCACGUACAGGGGAUGUGAUAACCAUGGUGGCCGAGGGUGACAAAGAGGACGUGGAUUUAGCAGUGGAUGCUGCAAGAGAAGCCUUUGACCAUGGAAAGUGGCCUCGCCUCACUGGAUUCGAACGAGGAAAGAUUAUGAUGAAGUUUGCAGACCUGAUCGAACAACACGUAGAGGAAAUAGCGACGCUAGACGCCUUGGAGGUGGGGAAGUUGUUCCUCCUCAACAAGCUUUAUGAUGUUCCAAGUUCUGCCGACAUGCUUCGCUACUUUGCCGGCGCUGCUGAUAAGAUCCACGGUCAAACACUGAAGAUGUCUGGUGCAAUGCACGGAUACACCCUCAAGGAACCCAUUGGGGUGGUCGGGCUCAUAAUUCCUUGGAAUUUUCCCGCCGCCAUGUUCUUCUUCAAGGUCGCACCUGCUCUGGCUGCAGGUUGCACCAUGGUUGUCAAGCCAUCGGAGCAAAGCUCACUAUCUGCGCUCUACAUCGCUCACUUAGCUAAACAGGCAGGAAUUCCAGAUGGUGUUCUGAAUGUUGUGAGUGGUUUUGGCCCAACUGCGGGAGCUGCUAUCGCUUCUCACAUGGACAUCAACCAUGUUAGCUUCACAGGAUCCACCGAAGUCGGACGUUUGAUCAUGGAAGCCGCAGCGCGAAGCAAUUUGAAACCCGUAUCCCUUGAAUUGACAGGGAAAUCGCCAUUGAUCAUCUUUGACGACGCAGAUAUUAACAAGGCUGUUGAGCUUGCCAUGGGAGCAAUAUUCUACAACAAGGGCGAAGUAUGCGUAGCGGCAUCGCGAUUCUAUGUACAAGAAGGAAUUUACGAUGAGUUUGUGGAGAAGGCAGUGGCGAGUGUUAAAUACUUGAAGAUCGGUGACCCUUUUGAUCCAGAGGUUCAUCAAGGACCUCAGGCCAAUAAGAAGCAAUUUGAAAGGAUCCUUGGCUGCAUUGAGCAAGGUAAGAAAGAAGGAGCAACCAUUCUUACAGGCGGCAAGGCCUGGGGUGAAAAAGGUUACUAUAUAGAACCCACAAUAUUUGCAGAUGUCACGGAGGACAUGGUGAUUGCCAAGGAGGAAAUAUUUGGACCGGUCAUGUCCCUCAUGAAGUUCAAGACUAUUGAGGAGGCGAUCCAGAAGGCGAACAAUACAAAAUAUGGAUUGGCAGCGGGCAUUGUGACGAAGAACUUGGACAUAGCAAACAGGAUGUCGAGGUCAGUUCGUGCGGGCAACAUCUGGAUCAACUGCUAUUCUGCUUUGGAUAGGAACCUUCCUUUUGGUGGCUUCAAAAUGAGUGGGUUUGGGAAGGACCUGGGCAUCGAUUCAGUCGAGAAGUACAUGCAAAUCAAGGCUGUUGUCACUCCCCUCUAUGAUUCCCCUUGGCUGUGAGUUUCGCGCAUGGACUCCUGAUUCAAAUAAGCAGCCCAAAGAACCCGUUGCCAAGAAGAAUAAUAUAAUUAGAAUAGUUAAGAUAUUGCAUUGGUUUAUCAUAUUCUGUAAUCGAUGGUUGCGUUUAAAGGAUUGGUUCAAUGUGGGAUGCAA